AUGGACUCGUCUCGAAAUGACGGCGUACCUCCUUCUCCGUCGUCGGAAUCAAGAAACAGCGAACUAGAGAAAGUGCUUUCCGACGUUGAAAAUCCUCUGUUUCCACGCCUACGUAAGGCGGCAAUGAUCGAGUCAAAGAUGCUUAUCAAACUCGCUGCUCCUGCCGUCAUCGUCUACAUGAUAAACUAUCUCAUGUCCAUGUCAACUCAAAUCUUCUCCGGCCAUCUUGGAAACCUCCAACUCGCCGCCGCUUCCCUCGGCAACACCGGAAUCCAAGUCUUCGCUUACGGUCUCUUGCUAGGAAUGGGGAGUGCGGUGGAGACGUUGUGUGGACAAGCCUUUGGAGGGAGAAGGUUCGAGAUGCUCGGCGUUUAUCUCCAGAGAUCCACCAUACUGCUCACUCUCACUGGCGUACUCCUCACGUUACUCUACGUCUUCUCCAAACCGAUCUUGCUCUUUCUUGGAGAAUCACCCGAAAUCGCUUCCGCAGCAUCUCUCUUCGUCUACGGCCUAAUCCCUCAAAUCUUCGCCUACGCGGUAAACUUCCCCAUCCAGAAGUUUCUCCAGUCGCAAAGCAUUGUGGCUCCGAGCGCUUACAUCUCAACAGUCACUCUCUUCUUCCACCUUCUCUUUAGCUGGCUCGCUGUUUACAAGCUCGGGAUGGGUUUACUCGGAGCGUCACUCGUGCUUAGUCUCUCGUGGUGGGUUAUGGUGGUGGCUCAGUUCGUUUACAUAGUGACGAGCAAGAGGUGUCGUGAGACGUGGAGAGGAUUCAGUGUGCAAGCGUUCUCGGGGCUACCGAGUUUCUUCAAACUCUCUGCCGCCUCCGCCGUGAUGCUCUGCCUUGAGACUUGGUAUUUUCAGAUCCUUGUUCUACUCGCCGGACUUCUCAAGAACCCGGAACUUGCUCUCGAUUCUCUCUCCAUUUGCAUGACGAUUUCAGGAUGGGUGUUCAUGAUAUCUGUUGGAUACAAUGCAGCAAUAAGUGUAAGAGUGAGCAAUGAACUUGGAGCUGGGAACCCUAAAUCAGCAGCUUUUUCUGUAAUUAUCGUCAACAUUUAUUCGUUCAUCACAAGUGUGAUCAUAGCCAUUGUAAUUUUGACAUGUCGUAACGUUUUGAGUUAUGCGUUCACUGAUGGUGAAAAAGUUGCGGCCGCUGUUUCCGACCUAUGCCCACUUCUUGCCAUAACACUUGUCUUGAAUGGGAUCCAACCAGUCCUUUCCGGUGUUGCGGUUGGAUGUGGUUGGCAAACAUUUGUGGCAAAAGUUAACGUCGGAUGUUACUACAUUAUAGGAAUUCCUCUUGGGGCUCUCUUUGGGUUUUAUUUCAAGUUCGAUGCCAAGGCAGGAUAG
Molecule: messenger RNA, 1353 nt
Organism: Microthlaspi erraticum
Lineage: Eukaryota; Viridiplantae; Streptophyta; Magnoliopsida; Brassicales; Brassicaceae
Source: the annotation of a GenBank genome assembly